Molecule: messenger RNA, 828 nt
Organism: Cryptomeria japonica (Japanese cedar)
Lineage: Eukaryota; Viridiplantae; Streptophyta; Pinopsida; Cupressales; Cupressaceae
Product: iridoid oxidase-like
Exons: 2
Coding region: 1-828 (275 amino acids)
Molecular function (GO): heme binding; monooxygenase activity; iron ion binding
Source: RefSeq, a predicted model, not a curated record
AUGGUCCUCGAGAAGAGGGGGAAGAGUUUGAAUAUUGCACAGCUGGUGUUCUACGAGGGUCUCAAUCUCAUGAGCAACGCCAUCUUCAGUAAGAACUUGUUCGAUCCUAACAAUCCAGAGUCUGCAGAAUUGAGGAACACUUUUAGUGAAAUGGUGAAGUUGGGCGGAAAACCCAACCUGGUUGACUUUUAUCCGUUUCUGAAGUUUCUGGACCCUCAGGGCGUGAGCCGUGGUCUGACAGUCUAUCAUAAGCGAGUACAUGACUGCUUAGAUGUAUUCAUACAAGAUCGGUUGGAGGCGAAGGUAUUUAUUAUUGAUGAACUCUUGUCUGCUGGUAGUGAUACUACUACAACAACAAUAGAAUGGGCUAUGGUGGAACUCAUUGCCAAUCCUCAUGUAAUGAAACAAGCACAAAAGGAAUUAGAAGAUAUAAUAGGUCUCAAUCGAAAAGUGGAAGAAUCUGACAUAGAUCAUCUACCUUAUAUCCAGGCUAUAGUGAAAGAAGUGUUUCGACUACACCCAGCACUUCCUUUAGCAUUGCCUCAUAGAGCAGAGAACUCAUGUGAGGUGGCGGGGUAUACGAUACCCAAGCACACCAUGGUGAUUGUGAAUGUGUGGGCAAUUGGAAGAGAUCCUAAAAUUUGGAAGGACCCUUUAAAAUUUAUGCCAGAGAGGUUUUUAAAUGGUGAGUAUAGUAAGAUGAAGUAUAAGGGACAAGAUUUUGAGCUGAUACCAUUUGGAGCUGGAAGAAGAAUAUGCUUAGGACUUCCUUUGGCUCAUCAAAUGGUUCAUUUUACUAUUGCUUCUUUAAUCCAUUCAUUCAAUUGA